AUGGCGGGCCAUGUACAAAAUCAAAAUGCUGACGCUCCACAAGCUGAAGUACCACAGAUAAACGUUCCCUAUCCUCUUCACAACAAAAUCCAGUUUGGCCUUCUACCGGACAAAGUUGAUCUUUCAGUAGACAGAUUUAAGUACAAAGUUUCAGAAUCCAAGAAAUGUCUUAGUAAAAGCAUUCAUGGUCGUCGAGAACUGCUGACAAUUUUAUCAGAGGAAAGAAAAGCGUUAGAUAAAUUAGCCAGUGAUGUCCAAAUUUGUAAGAUUUCUGGUGGAGUCGCCGGUACUGUUGGAACUGGAUUGGUUAUUGGUGGAUUCGCUGCAUCUUUCUUUACAUUUGGCACAUCCCUUAUAGUUUCAGGCGUUGGUGCUGGGGUCGGAGGUUUUAGCACUUUAGUAGCAUCUGGUGCCUCAAUUGCUGAUUUUGUUAUUAGUAAAAGGGAAGAAAAUCUAAUAAAUAAGUUGCUAGAAAAGGACGAAAAAUGUUUGGAAAAAAUUCAGCAUCUUUUUGAAGAUUGUAAUUUUUUAUUUCAUGUUUUAAGUCGUAACAAAAACGCAGAACAGGGAAAUCAGACGAUAGGCCUAGUCAAAAAUCUGAUCGGCUUCACAAGAAUCACCGAUGUAGCUAUUGUUGUUGGUCGCUCAGCCUACGGACUGGUCCGCGACGCUGCCAAAUGUAUGUCUAUUCUUGGGGUCGUAUUUUCAAUCAUAUCUCUUCCUAUAGAUUUUCACACGGUUGUGACCAAUUCUAUGGCCAAACACAAGGGAGACAAGCAUAAAAUAUCUGAGGAAUUGAAAAAUUUUGAAGAAAAUAUUGAAAAAGGGUUGGUUUCUAUGGAAGCCAUGAUGGCUCAUUUGGAAAAUACCGAGAGGGCAAUAAAUGCAUCAUAA
Molecule: messenger RNA, 894 nt
Organism: Lottia gigantea (owl limpet)
Lineage: Eukaryota; Metazoa; Mollusca; Gastropoda; Lottiidae
Exons: 2
Coding region: 1-894 (297 amino acids)
Biological process (GO): lipid transport; lipoprotein metabolic process
Cellular component (GO): extracellular region; membrane
Molecular function (GO): lipid binding
Source: RefSeq, a predicted model, not a curated record